Messenger RNA from Colletotrichum godetiae, 1173 nucleotides. RefSeq lists its product as uncharacterized. NCBI's taxonomy places the organism in Eukaryota, Fungi, Ascomycota, Sordariomycetes, Glomerellales, Glomerellaceae. The transcript is spliced from 5 exons. The record is from RefSeq and is a predicted model, not a curated record. The coding region runs from base 1 to 1173 and encodes 390 amino acids.
AUGUCAGGGCGGUCGCGCGGCGCCAGGAACCGGUGCCCCUCGCCCGUCGCCGAGACGCCGCCACGGUGGGGCCCCCACCCCCAACGGAGGUCCGGUCGUAAAUCAAGUAGACAUUCGGAUUUAAGUCGCGCUGAACACCAUAAACGCGAAGUUCCGAAUUCCAUCGAGAAGCUCAGUUGGGAACCGCAAGGUGCUUUCAUUCGUGAUAUGGAAAAGAGACAUGGCUUAGUCACCAACAACCGGAGAGAGAGUGUGUGUGUGGGUCUCACGGGAGUAUCCACACCUUCCCGUGAUGGUCCCCCACGAACGACUUCAACGAAGACGACGUCCUUGGAGCAAGACGAGGAUCAAGUUUAUCCUUCGUCAUUGAAGUCUCACGGUAUGAAAAGUAUGUCUAUCAAGUUUUACGAAUUCACAAAAAGUGAAAAGCCUUCCCUCACGAACAACGCUUUCAGUCGUUUCAUCCUCAUCAAUGCUUCGCAUUUUCGUGAUAGGCCGCCUCCAGAAGAUGAUGCGGAAAGCGCAGCGAAGCUAUUACCACUACCUGGAUACUACACACCCACAAGAGCUAAGGAUUUUCCGUGGCUGAUGGGCCAUAACCCGUCCGCGGUCGGUAAGAACAGACCAACGAGAGCAAAGCUUUGCCUGCAAGUGUCCGACUUCCAUAGCCAGACAACCCAUGAUUCAAAUGCACUCAAUGGCUCUGUGUUGCUUUGCGACCUUGGUUACUCGCAAGUCAAUGUCCUGGUCCAAGCCAAAGUAUUUGGUCUCUCGCAUUGUUUCGUUCUCGGCGUACAAAUGCCGGCAAUGGCGAGACUUGGAUACGACAACACAGCUAUCGAAGGAGCGAAAGGCGAGACCAGUAAUAACUACUUUGGCAGCGCCGAACAGAAUUCCAUGCACCAGUCUCCUUCCCGUGAGCCGGUUCGACGAUCCAGGCACGCAGAACCAAACUUUGACAUGGCUUUAUCAUACACACAGGCCUGCAAUCACCAGUUCAAUCAGGCUUCCAAGCACAUUUUAUUCAAAGCCUUAUCUCAGGUACAGGGCAACGUGGAACAUGGCCUCGGCGGCCUCGGCUCUCGGGACGUCCCCGAUCAAUGCUUCUCUUCGGACGAUCUGCGGCUGGGCGAUUACCUGAGCCCAGUCGAGAAAAUCAAGCACUGCCCCUAA